Sphenostylis stenocarpa is the source of this 1440-nucleotide messenger RNA. NCBI's taxonomy places the organism in Eukaryota, Viridiplantae, Streptophyta, Magnoliopsida, Fabales, Fabaceae. The record is from the annotation of a GenBank genome assembly.
AUGUCUGAGGGUAUUAAAGACCCAGCCAUAAAGCUAUUUGGUAGAACAAUUUCUCUGCCACGCCACGACGAGGUUUCUGCUAAUGGUUCUUCUUCUGAACCUGCUCCUCCUCAAGAUUGUUCUCACCAUCACAGUCCUCCUUCAUCUUCAUCUUUUCCACGUGAAGUGAGCUCCACAACGGAUCAUGAACCUGAGAGGGAUAAGGAACCAUCGAGGAAAGAACUCACCUCAACACAAGUUGACGAAGCAUUACAUGAGGAACCAAAAUCUCCAACAUCUUCAUGCGAUCUCGAGAACCCCAAGACCCCAUCAACUGAAAUAGAAACUUCCUUACAGAAAUCGCCUAAAAAAGGAGACCAAAGUGACACAACAAGCGCAUCAGAGGACAAAGCUCCAAAGAAGCCAGACAAGAUACUUCCAUGUCCACGUUGCAACAGCAUGGACACCAAGUUCUGCUACUACAACAACUACAACGUGAACCAGCCACGUCACUUCUGCAAGCACUGCCAGAGAUACUGGACUGCAGGAGGAACCAUGAGGAAUGUGCCUGUUGGUGCAGGUCGCCGCAAGAACAAAAACUCUUCCACUGCUGUAUCACAUUAUCGCCAAAUCAUGGUUCCUGAGACCCUUCAGAACGGAUCAUUGCACAGUGCCGUAUUGACCUUUGGAUCAGAUCCCCCUCUCUGUGACUCCAUGGCUUCUGUGUUGAGCCUUGCUGAGAAAACGCAAAAUGGUGUCCUCAACGGGUUUCAUUCACCCAAGCAUAAUAUUAACACUCUUAAUAAUGAUACUGGGGAUGAUAAUAACUCAGUUGGUGCUUCUGUUAUGGCUUCAACUUUGUGUGAGAGGAGAGACAAUGCUACUAGCUAUCAUGAAGAAUCAGCGGAUAAGAUUUACCAUCAAGGUUUCACUCCUCAAUUGUGCCUCCCAGGUUCUUCUUCAUCUUCUUCUUCUCCUUGGCCUUAUCCAUGGAACCCUGCAAUGACUCCUGCUUUUUACCAACCUGUCUCUUUCUACCCCACACCAGCAUUCUGGGGUUGCAUGCCAUCACCCUCUUGGAGUGUAAAUUACCAGUCUGCCCCUAGUUCUGGUCCAAACUCACCAAGCUUGGGGAAACAUUCAAGAGAUGGGGAUAUCUUGUUGCAAAAGCCUGGCACAGAAAGCAGCAGCAACAUUGCAGAAAACAGCAACACUGUGUUGAUCCCCAAGACACUGAGAAUUGAUGACCCUACAGAAGCUGCAAAGAGCUCUAUAUGGUCAACACUAGGGAUCAAGAAUGAGAAGGGGAACUCUCUCAAUGGAGGAGGCCUUUUCAAGGCAUUUGCAUCAAAGGGAGGUAGUGAUGACAAGAAGAACCAUGUGGUGGUUGAAGCAUCCCCAGUGCUGCAAGCCAACCCUGCAGCUUUGUCAAGGUCUCUUGUGUUCCAUGAGAGGACAUAG